AUGUUCUUCGCGUUCGUAGCCACCGCAGCCCUCUCGCCGCAGCCGCCACCUUCCCGCGCCGGACGGCGCGAGGUGCUGUUCGCCGUGGCCGCCGGCUCACUUGCCGCGCCGUCUGCUCUGCUUUCCGCCCCGCGCCAGGCCCGUGCCUCCUAUGCGAUGUACCAAGCGUCUCAGAAGAGCUUCGACGAGCGCAAGGCGGACAAGAACUGGAAGCCCGUGGCCACCUCUGAUCGCGACUCGCUCGCCCAGAUCCAGCGCGACAUUGCAAAGAAGCGCCCGCGCUCCGAGCUGCAGAUGAAGAAGCCGCCGCAGUACUGCGCGGGCCAAAUGCACGGGGCCGUCGUUUGCUGCUCCGGCGUGUGGAAUGUGGAGUCAGCAUGGGAAGACAAGGACGCACCGUUGAAGUGCAGCUGCUGGUGCUGCUGUUUUCGCCAAAAAAUAUCGCGUUCGGCGCGGGUUCGGGCGGGGAAGGGGGUCCGCGAGAUCCUCCGGAAGGCGGCGGACGUGCUACAGAACAAGCUCUGA
Messenger RNA from Emiliania huxleyi CCMP1516, 525 nucleotides. RefSeq lists its product as hypothetical. The transcript has 5 exons. The record is from RefSeq and is a predicted model, not a curated record. Lineage: Eukaryota; Haptophyta; Isochrysidales; Noelaerhabdaceae. Bases 1 to 525 code for a protein of 174 amino acids.